This is a messenger RNA of Danaus chrysippus (African queen), 1428 nucleotides long. The record is from the annotation of a GenBank genome assembly. NCBI's taxonomy places the organism in Eukaryota, Metazoa, Arthropoda, Insecta, Lepidoptera, Nymphalidae.
AUGGCUUAUUUAACUCAGCCAGACUAUGUUAAGUACAUAUGUUCCUGUGGACAACUCAAGCCUAUCACUAACUUGUACUUCUGUCGGCAUUGCUUAAAAAUACGUUGCGGUUUUUGCAUCUGCCAUGAAGUGGAUUCUCAUUAUUGUGCGAACUGCUUGGAGAACAUGCCAUCAUCAGAAGCAAGGUUGAAGAAGAAUCGCUGCAGUAGUUGCUUUGCAUGUCCGAGUUGUUUCCACACAUUAUCUACUCGAGCAACCUUGGCUAGGGACCCGGCCGGUGGCGAUGGCAAGCCUCCUAAGAAAAUGUACUAUUUAUCGUGUUUUAACUGUCGCUGGACCUCACGCGAUGUUGGAAUACCAGAUCAACCUGUUGCAUCUGGCGGAUGGCCGGAAAGAACGAAUCCGUUCACGACUCGGUUCAACCAACUCCUUGAUUACUAUAAAGCGAUCGCGCAGCAAGAGAAGCAGGAAAAGUUAGACAAGGAGAGGAAGAAGUUUGUCACCAGAGGGAAAUACAUCAAUCUCACGGAUAAAACUGGGUUAACAGGUGCCAUGGCUAGGAACAUAGCCGGUCUGCCUUCCAGCGAGAGUUCGUCAUCAGUCAUCAGUAACUUCGUGCCGAGCCAAGCGAGCCCCGACGUGGAGGAGCUGCCCGACGACUACCAUCUGAAGGAAAUAGACUUGAAGCAGAUAACUCGUAUAUCUCAGCGCACGUCGUGUCCCGAGCUGCAGCCGUCCCUAGCGUCCCGCCUGUCCCCGCGGCCCCGCGCCUUGUGUGUGAAGCGCAGCCAGCGAUGCCGCGCCUGUGACCACAACCUGACUAAACCCGAGUACAACCCUGGCUCCGUCAAGUUCAAGAUCGAACUGCUGGCUUACUACCACGUGCCGGAAGUGAAGAUAAUUUCCUACGAGACCAUCAAGCCGGGCGGAACAUCCGCCCUGCUUCUGAAAUUAUCCAACCCGACGGCUCACGAGAUGACAGUGAAGAUGCUGCAGCCCGAAGAUGUACCGGACCAAGAGGACGAACACAAGACUAUAGAGAAGACGCUCGAAAAGUCACUCAACUUGGAGAAGGAUAUAUCAUGGAACGCUAGUUUCCCCCGUCGACCUCCUCCGCCCAACGCCGGGUCCGUCAAUCUGCCGGCCGUCAGCCUCACGCUCGCACAGAGAGAUGACGCCGCGGAGUAUGACGACGAACCACCCGGGGAUAAUGAUGAUAUAAUUCUGUGGCGGAAAUCCAACAAGCUGGCUCUAAGGUUGAAGCUCACUACGGACGCUCAAGCAAAAGUCGGGUCGAACGCUUACUUCUCAUUCGCUUUACAAUACUCAUACAGGAACACGGUCCCGCCCUCCGCUACUGUAGUACAACACAGCGACCACACUCUAUACACAACACUCAUACUGGACUUGGGGAAAGUUUGUGAAUAA